Messenger RNA from Myotis myotis, 3526 nucleotides. It is a transcript of the gene ZC3HAV1, whose product is annotated as zinc finger CCCH-type containing, antiviral 1. The record is from RefSeq and is a predicted model, not a curated record. The coding region runs from base 436 to 2826 and encodes 796 amino acids. The transcript has 9 exons. Lineage: Eukaryota; Metazoa; Chordata; Mammalia; Chiroptera; Vespertilionidae.
GGGCUCCCCACCCGCCGCACGCGCCGCCCCGGCGGGCUUAUAAACAGCGCCCCGGCGCCUGCAGAUCACUGUGGUUCUACUUCUUUCGGAAGAAGUCUCGCCCUGCGCGGACCGGGAACCGCGCCCUCGCCAACCUAGAACCCAGCGGGAGCCGCAGACCCCCCCGCGCAGUUGGCCGCCUAUCCACUCGGUUGCCGUCGCGGUUGACUUUAAAUCUGAACACAGCGGUCGGGGUCAGUGGGACCUGCCCUCUGGACCCGGAGCCGAGUGGGAAACCGAAACCGCUGGGCUCCGCUAACGGCGGCGGGAGAGCGCGCGCUCGCGAACCCCGCGCCCCGCCCGAGCGCCGCCCGCGCCCGCCCCCGGGCUCCGUAAGUUUCGAUUCCUCCCCGAGCCGAGUCGCGCGCCGCGGCCAGUCCAGCGCAGAGCAGCGCCAUGGCGGACCCGGAGGUGUGCAGCUUCAUCACCAAAAUCCUGUGCGCCCACGGGGGCCGCAUGGCCCUGGACGCGCUGCUCGACGAGAUCGCGCUCUCCGAAGCGCAGCUCCUCGAGGUGCUGGAGGCGGCGGGGCCCAGCCGCUUCGUGGUGCUGGAGACCGGCGGCAGGGCCGGGGUCACCCGGUUCGUGGUGGCCACCACCGCAGCUCGGGUCUGCCGUCGCAAGUUCUGCCAGACGGACUGCGGAAACCUGCACCUCUGCAAGCUCAACCUGCUGGGCCGGUGCCACUAUACGCACUCGGAUCGACAUUUGUGCAAAUAUUCUCACGAUGUUCUCUCAGAAGACAACUUUAUAGUCCUGAAACGUCAUCAGAUCUCUGGACUGAACAAAGAAGAAUUAGCAGUGCUUCUCGUCCAAAGUGACCCUUUUUUUAUGCCUGAGAUAUGCAAAAGUUAUAAGGGAGAAGGUCGAAAGCAGAUUUGUGGCCAUCAGCCCAUGUGCGAAAGACUCCACAUCUGUGAACACUUCACCCGAGGGAACUGUGGUUUUACCAACUGCCUCCGGUCUCAUAACCUAAUGGACAGAAAGGUGCUGGAGAUGAUGAGGGAGCACGGACUGAGCCGGGAAGUGGUGCAGAACAUCCAGGACAUCUGCAACAGCAAGCACAGCCGGAGAAGGCCCGGGUUGAGAGGUCCUGCACGUAACCGGGACCCAGCAGCGAGAGGUAGAAGCAAGAGUAGAGAUCGGUUCUUUCUGGUCAAUCAGGAGUUCCUUCCAUCUGCCCCAGCUUCAACUGAGACACCCAGCACACCCAGUGCAGAUCAGAUCGGCCGCAGGUCUCCCCAGGAUGAUGAGCCUGUAGAGGAUCUCACCUGCAAGUUCAAGCAUUUGGGAAGUCAAGAUGGCCCUCAGCCUUCCUCAGCCUCACCCAAGGCCACCAGUCUGGGAGGAAGCAGGCCAGUGGGAGGAACCCAGAAGUUUUCAGAGAAUGGCAAUCUAGAGGACCUCUUCUAUGACAGUACAGCCAGCAGUCACCUCACUUCUGAUUUGACACCCACUUUCAACCAGAAGGUGCCCACAUCCUGGCCGAAUGACCAAGGCACCAGUAGAGAGAAUUUGUUUUCUCCGAGUCAGGCUGCCUCAUAUUCUCCUCUUGGUUCUCUGCAAACACCUAACACCGUGACCACCAGAAAAGGUGUGGGCAUGCUGUCCCCGGGCCACACGAAUGUCGAGGGCAGAAGUGGGAAUCCAGAAGCCCAGCAUUUCCCACUUUCUAAUAAUAAUUUGGAUGGGAUGGCCACAGACACCAUGUCCACGAGAUCUUUAAAUUACAAAACCGCAACCAGUAGGCAGAGAGAAAAUUCAUUACCUAGGAAUCAGGAAAUCAGAACCACUCACCCUACUCUGGACCCCAUCAUUGUAGAUGAUGGUAAACACAGAGAGCAGGUAUUUUUCCACAACACAACAAAUGGCUCGACUAAAGUUACAUUUGAAUCUACUGAUGCCACUGAUUUUGACUUAACGUCGGCAGUCAGAGUCAGGGUAGAUAAAGAUGUGUUAGGCUCUGCAAGUCAGAAUCUGAGACCCCAGGCCCUGCGCACACUGGGGGAGACCACUGCCCACACAUUAGUGAGCACUGUGUCCAAAGUACCACCUGUGACGCCUUCCUCAAACAAUGGAGCUACAGCCCCUGCGGCCCAUGUUCAGAACCCUGCUCAAAUGCCUGUCACCUCUGCCAGCGAGCUUGCCCGGAGGACACCCGGCCGUGCGUUGAAUUCUGUAUCUGACGUCACAAAUACCAUGGAUGAUCCUGGUUCAAAGGAAAUUUGUCUUGACCAUCUGAAUAACAGUUGUCUAUAUAAAGGCUGCAACAAGGUUCACUUCCACCUGCCAUACCGGUGGCAGGUGAUGAAUGCCAACACCUGGGUGGACCUCCAGCCCAUGGAGAGUAUUGAGAAGGCCUAUUGUGACCCCCAAAUCUGCAUCAUACCUUUCGGAAAUUUAAAAAUCAAUUUCCAGAAAAUGACUUGUGGUUCUGAUCCCAUCCGACGCAUCUCCACACCGUCGUCCGUCACACUGCCGGAUAAUUCUGUCUUCACCACAAAAUGGAUUUGGUAUUGGAAGAGUGGAAGUCACAGAUGGGUUCCGUAUGGGGAGAAGGGUGACAGUCGGCAAAUUUCGAGCAUCGAUUCCUCAUACCUGGAGUCUGUCUUCCUCUGCUCUCCGAGGGGCAUUGUGCCGUUUCAGGCGGGUUCUGAGAACUUUGAGUUGAGUUUCCAAGGGAUGAUGCAGACAAACAUCAUUUCCAAGACCCAAAAGGAUGUUGCCAGAAGACCAACAUUUGUGUCUGCCCGGGAUGUGGCGCAGAUGAAAAGAGGGCCAGAGUAAGUGUUUUGAGGCAGUGCUUGCUGGCAGGUGUUUGCGGCGGUCACACACUGAUCCCAUCGACCCACUCGAGUUUGGAGCCUGUUUUCUUCUCUUUUUAAGAUACGUUUUUAUUGAUUUUUGAGAGAGGGGAUGGGAGAGGGAUAGAGAGGUAGAAGCAACUGGGAAUCAAACUGGUGACCUCUUGGUUCAUGGAUCGAUGCUCAACCACUGAGCCACAGCGGUUGGGCGGGAGCCUGUUGUCUUGAUGUUCCUGCUUGCAUUCCAUUGCAGCUCCCUUUUGCAUUGCCUGUGAGUGAGGUGUUUUGAAGCAGCACAGUGUGAUGGGAGGAAUACUAGCGUAGGACAUCUAUCUCUAACUUAUAGGGGACUUUGGGUAAAUCUCUUCACUCCCCUGGGGCUCAGCUUCCGUAGCUGGGAAUGGCUGGAUUACUGGGGUGUGCCUAGAAAAUGGUCAAAAGCGCUGAGUGUGGUUUUGCUGUGGGUUCUUGUGUGUAUCCUUAGUUUUGUUGAGAGAAUUUAUAAAGGUGGGAGGCUGUGGAAGAAAUGGAAAGAAAAAAGUGUUGAGGUAGCUGAGCAAGGGGAUUUGGAGAAAGAUAAAGUUGACAAAGGGGAUUUUUAAAGGAAACUUUGCUGUGGGGGAUUCAAUGUAACUCUCCUCUGUGUGCUCAUGAAACUCAGUAAAAUCUGCAUUAUCCAUGAA